This is a messenger RNA of Lethenteron reissneri (Far Eastern brook lamprey), 593 nucleotides long. RefSeq lists its product as uncharacterized. NCBI's taxonomy places the organism in Eukaryota, Metazoa, Chordata, Hyperoartia, Petromyzontiformes, Petromyzontidae. The record is from RefSeq and is a predicted model, not a curated record. Gene Ontology annotation, biological process: protein polyubiquitination. Gene Ontology annotation, molecular function: ubiquitin protein ligase activity.
UUGUUUUUUGACAGUACCAGUAUGAAACCAACGGAAAGGUAAUCAGAGAGAGUUGAUUCCGGGAGGAAGCUUCACGAUGGUGACCCAGCGGAACAAGCACGAGUACGUGGAGAGGUUCGUGCAUCACAAGUUCUGCAGCGACGGUGCAGCGGAAGUUCGAGAGGUUCGAGGCAGGGUUCACGUCCGUCUGCCAGGUGCUCCACUUCCGCCUGCUGAGCCCGCGCGAGCUCAGGGACGUGGCGUUCGGCAAGGCGAGCUACGACUGGCCUGCUCUCGAACAGGGUGUUAUCUACGUCAAUGGAUUCAACGCCCGGCACAACACCAUCAAGAUGUUCUGGGAGGUCUUCCGUGAGCUGUCCGACGAACAGAAGAAGCGGUUCCUGAUUUUCGUGACCGGCACGGACCGCGUGCCGCUGUCGGGGAUGAAGGCGCUCGGAAUCACCUUCUCCAUGGCCGAAAACCCGGAGGGCCUGCCACAGGCCCACACGUGUUUCCGCACAUUCUACCUCCCGGCCUACGGCGACAAGACGGACCUUCGCGACAAGCUCAGCAUCGCUCUCGAGCAGUGCUUCGGCUUCGCACCUUUGGAGUAG